Messenger RNA from Linum trigynum, 2691 nucleotides. NCBI's taxonomy places the organism in Eukaryota, Viridiplantae, Streptophyta, Magnoliopsida, Malpighiales, Linaceae. The record is from the annotation of a GenBank genome assembly.
UUGUACUUUAAUUUUAACAUUCGGUGUGGUACAAACAAACAUAGAAGUGGGUUUCAGGGUUCGAUUCGUGGGUCGGAUUAGCAAUAGGGAUAGCCCAUUUAGUGGUUAGAAAGACCCUUUCUUUGUCUCCGACUAUGUGUCGUUUGUAUGAUUUUCGUGCCUGGAUUGGGUCCAGGAUGUAGUCCGUGAUCUUUUUCUUCAAUUAAUUGAUUAUAUUUUGUUAAAAAAAACGAGGAAAGAGAAAAACUACGGACACCAAAUGAACUCUGCAUAUAUUAUAGAUAUAAUCCAUCUUAAUACAAUCUACAUAUCAUCUACAUUUAGUUAUAUUUAAAUAAAAUACCAUUUUACAAAUAAAAUGACAAACUUCUACCUAUCAACUUCUAAAUGUUCAUAUUUGAAUUCAACAAAUUAUUUUUUAUUUAACUUUUUCCUUAUUAAUUCUCACAAGAUGUCAUUUUGUUUCGAAAUAAAAAAAAAAUUUAUCAUUGGAUCAUACCACUCUUUUUUUCCAAUUUUGAUUGAAUUUGAUUGUUUUACCUAUAGUGUUAUACUGAUGGUCAUCCAACCAAUACCGAUUGGAGAUUGUGGAAAUAAAUUAGCGAAUCACGAAAAUUUGGUUUUAUUGGUUACUUGAAAGUAUAAAUAAUUUUGUUUAUUAGGUGUAUCAUUAAUUGGUUUCAUUGGUUAGCAGUGUUGAAACCAAACCAAACCACCUAAACCAAAUAAGCUAAACUGUAUAACCAAACCAAACCAAUUAUCCAAAUUAACCAAACCAAAUUAACCAAAUACUACCGGUUAAUAUGAUUACCACGGUAACCAAUCCAUUUGAACAUCGGUGGCCAAUAUAUAAUUGGCGAAUUACAAUGCAAAAUGUCGUCUCUGAAACCUCUUUUGGGCCCUGUGCAGUCUUCUAAUAGUAUUCUCCAUAAGUAAGGCCCAUUGGGCUUGUGUUAGUUUCAGUUGGUAACGCCAGAAAAUUGCGGGCUUACUGAGAGAGCCCAGGUUUUAAAUGCAAUCAGACGCAUUUUUUCACUUUUAAAAAAAAAGAGUUUAGCUUUUACUGAUUAUACUUGGUUCGCAAAGCGUCGCUUUUUAUCAGUCUCCUAGUUCUCGAAACAUCCACCACUGCGGAGGAGCACGUCAGUCCAUCCACCAUCUUGCGCGGAACGAACCGGCGAAAUUUUGUCGAGUGGUAGAAUCAAUGGCGGGAGCGAGAGGAAUUUUGCUGAAGCACCUCCGAGUGAAGGUGCAAGCCUUCUCGCAAAACCCUAAACCCAACAACGGCCUCUUCGGCCUCUCUUUCAAUGCGAUUCUGCGCCAAUUCUCCGAGGCGGUUAGGGGCUCCUUCCUCGACAAAUCGGAGGUCACAGAUCGUGUCGUCAAUUGUGUCAAGAACCUUCAGAAGGUCGAGCCUUCGAAGGUAACACCGAAUGCCCAUUUCCAGAAUGAUCUUGGCCUUGAUAGCUUAGACACGGUGGAGAUUGUGAUGGCUCUUGAAGAAGAGUUCGGGUUCGAGAUACCAGACAAUGAAGCAGAUAAGAUCAACUCCAUUAGUCUUGCUGUUGACUUUAUAGCUUCACACCCUCAAGCCAAGUAGAGAAAACAAGCGAAUCCGUAUUCGACUGUUUCAUGGGUUUCGAUUGUUUCACCAUGAACAGUUCAGCUACGCCGGUAUAAUGCUCCUGGUUUCCGAGCCUAUUUGUCUUUGGAGGUAGAGGAUUUGAUUUGGUCUAUCUUUCUCCUUGUUUCGAAGAUUUAGUCGUGUUGUUGGUUAGCCUGUUUCUGAACUCGGGUUGAUACUCGAGUGUUGCGCUUCCGUUGGAGGAUAUAUGUGAUGGUGUAACUGUUAUGAGCCGAAUUUACUAGUUCAUUUCCCAUUUGGAAUCCUCCCCAUGUCAAUAAAAUUUGCGUAAAAAAUGCUGAUGAGUUCUCCUUGUUCCAGGCAUUAUAGGUAUAUAUAUUGCAUGUGUUUAUCACUAGCGUUUUUUCUCUCGUCUUCUCUUAAUGUCUCGAGUUCCAUUUAUUUUCAUUCUGAAGUGGCGUGUCAGUAGGCAGAUUUUUCGUACAUCGUCUCGAUCUUGGCCCUAGUCCAUUGCUCGGCGAAUCGCCCCCUCUUUUCAACUUCCCAAAUCGCAACCUCCGACUUGCUUGUUGGGUUCGAUGAUGCUUACUCGACGAUGCUUACUCGACGACAUGUAAAUUGAUUGUAGAAGCAAAUAAAUAGGUUAAAGUUCGUUUUCCUGAUUGUGUCAUGGAAUUUGAUUUAAUUAGGUUUCCUACAAGCACCCAUCACCGAUUCUCUUAUGUUACAGCUUGGCUAGAAAGUCUUGUGGAAAUGUGGGGAGAGGAAGAAACCAAAGAAGUGAAAGCGCGCCAGCGUGCAGUGUGGGCGGGAUUGGCUAAUGGAGAAGUGAGCUGCGUUCUGAUUGGCUUGUUGUGGGCUGAUCCACGUAAUGUUGUUCGGGCCUGCUUGUGAUGGUGGGCCCGUGGAAUGGGAAAUGGACUUUUUUUUUUUUUUGCCGCGCACUUUGGGGCAAGGCUUGAAUUUGGACCAAGUCAAGGAAAGGAACAUGAUGAUGAUGAUGGUAAGAGUUUUUGACUUGCUUAUUUUAUUUUAUUUUAUUUAUUGUUGGGCAUAAUUUGUGUUUUAAAAUUACGGUCUAAAAUGACUAAAAAUGUUUCAUAGGC